UAAGAAAGAUUAUCUCCAAUCCCAAGUUGGAAACCCUGAAGGCGAAGAUAAACCUAAUAAGAAAUAUUAUGAUCCUCGUGUGUUCAUUCGUGAAGCUGAAAAGUCCAUGGCUAAACGUGUUAAAGAGGCAUGCCAUGAUUUAGGAAAUGUUGAUCGUUUAUAA
Molecule: messenger RNA, 163 nt
Organism: Racocetra persica
Lineage: Eukaryota; Fungi; Glomeromycota; Glomeromycetes; Diversisporales; Gigasporaceae
Source: the annotation of a GenBank genome assembly